Molecule: messenger RNA, 1728 nt
Organism: Lolium rigidum
Lineage: Eukaryota; Viridiplantae; Streptophyta; Magnoliopsida; Poales; Poaceae
Product: probable pectinesterase 8
Exons: 5
Coding region: 1-1212 (403 amino acids)
Biological process (GO): cell wall modification
Molecular function (GO): pectinesterase activity
Source: RefSeq, a predicted model, not a curated record
AUGAGCGCCAAAGCCUUCUCCCUCUCUUUCUGCAUACCAGCUGCAAUUCUGCUCAUCUUUGCUCAUCCCAACAAUCCAACCACUUCAUUCCUUGGAGCCCUGCUUGAUCUGUCAACCCCUUCCUCUCCAUUUAAUCUGCUCAAGGUUGAUUAUCUUUUCAACCUUUAUCGCCGUCGUGGCGCGUAUAACCCACCCUGCGAUGAUUUCCCGCCGUACUUUCCACCACUCUGCGAUGAUUUCCCGCCGUACUUUCCACCUCCUGACACAGAAGCAACGUCGAUCUUCUGCGUCGACCCGAAUGGCUGCUGCGACUUCACCACCGUGCAGUCCGCUGUCGAUGCUGUGCCAAGAUACAGCAAAAAGAGGAAUGUCUUGUGGAUCAACAAGGGCAUCUACUUCGAGAAGGUGACAGUCCCUGCGACCAAGCCCAACAUCACAUUUCAGGGGCAGGGAUUUGAUCUGACGGCGAUCAUGUGGAACGACACCGCCAACUCGUCGCAUGGCACCUUCUAUAGUGCUUCGGUCUCUGUUUUUGCAACCGGCUUUGUUGCCAAGAACAUCAGCUUCAUGAAUGUAGCACCAAUCCCAAGACCCGGUGAUGUCGGUGCCCAGGCAGUCGCUAUCAGGAUCAGUGGUGAUCAAGCGGCGUUCUGGGGCUGUGGCUUCUUAGGGGCACAAGAUACGCUGCACGACGAUAGGGGCAGGCAUUACUUCAAGGAAUGCUUCAUUCAGGGCUCUAUUGACUUCAUCUUUGGAGAUGCUAGGUCACUCUAUGAAAAUUGCAGAUUGAUAUCCAUAGCAGAUCCUGUGCCUGCAGGGGUCAGAACCAUCACUGGUUCAGUUACUGCGCAGGCCCGGGAAUCCAACCAAGACAACAAUGGCUACUCGUUUGUCAACUGUAGCAUUGGCGGCACCGGUAGGAUAUGGCUCGGGCGAGCAUGGAGACCUUACUCCCGUGUUGUCUUCGCAUACACUUCGAUGUCGGACAUCAUCGCAUCCGAUGGAUGGAAUGAUUGGAAUGAUCCUUCAAGAGAUCAGAAUGUAUUUUAUGGAGAGUACAAGUGUACAGGUGAUGGUGCAAACCUGGCAGAUAGAGUACCGUAUGCUCUGAAGCUCAGUGAUGUGCAAGCAUUACCUUACUUGAACACAUCUUAUAUCGAUGGAGACCAAUGGUUGAAGCCAUACUGUGACUCGCUAGUAUCUCCUUGGUGAAAUCAUAGACGCUCAAUUUAAGGAUAUCCAACAUUAUAUCAGACAAGCAAAGAUGAGAAGUUGGCACGAAUCCACUCAUUGGAUCCAAUAAUAUAGCACGCCACAUGAACUGUGCAAAGAACAAUAUUCGAAAUUUUAGAAAUACAUUGAUUUUGACAAAGAUUGGAUUGUGCUCUGUGAUGAAUCUACACUUGAGCAACAAAUGAUACACUGGGAGACUCGAGCAGGGGAGGAGUAGCCUGUUGUGUCGCAUUACAAUGCUCAGUACUCACAAAACCAUACGAGCUGACUAAUAUUGACACUCUAAUUGCAAGAGCUCAGGUCCAACCAUCUGACCCCAUGUCCUUUCAAAAAUAAAACAGCAGACCUCACCAUCGUGUAUGCAACUGCUUCUUUCGACAGCCGCUACCUAGAAUGAGAUCUCACUUGGUGCAUGGAAUGUUCGUCCACGACAUAUGGCUUCUAGGUUCUCUCCAGAAUAAGAACAUAGCGGGGACACUUCGACACCUAUUAAGU